This is a messenger RNA of Anneissia japonica, 1140 nucleotides long. RefSeq lists its product as uncharacterized. The transcript has 2 exons. The coding region runs from base 1 to 1140 and encodes 379 amino acids. The record is from RefSeq and is a predicted model, not a curated record. Lineage: Eukaryota; Metazoa; Echinodermata; Crinoidea; Comatulida; Comatulidae.
AUGCAGAAAUGCAUCAUAUGCGAUGAAGAAAAAAACGAAUUAUUUUCAAAAGCAAGUGAAACAUCUUUAAACGCAAUUCAAUCAUUUAGUCGAAGAUGGGCAAUACUUGGAACAAAAAAUGAUAUUUGUGGCCGCGUUAAGCAUUUGACAUAUAACCAGACUACACAGUAUCAUUAUCAUAGAAAGUGUUACAUGUCACUAUGUCAUCAAGCUAAUCUUGUGAAAGCUAAAAAAAAGUAUGAAGGAGGUAUAUCAAACAACAGGAAACGUGGAAGACCUAGCCAAAGUCCUGGACCUUCAUCUAGUAAAACCAGAAAAACAUUUGAUAGUGCACUAUGUGUCUUUUGCCAGAUUAGUGAUCGUGGUAAAGCUUUUCAGGUACGCAGUGAUAGUAUGGGAAGCAAGUUUUUGCAGAUUAAGGAAUUCAGUAAAGAUGCCAAUGUCCGUGCACGACUAGCUUUGCUCUGUGCACCCAGGGAUGCAUUUGCCAAAGAUAUUAAAUAUCACACAAACUGUUUAAGGGUAGAAACUAAAAAUGUCGAGUCAUGUACAGUUUCCAAUGACCAAUCUGAGUUUGAUGCUACAGGAAAAGCCAUAUGUGACAUCGAAAUAGUCAACAUAGUCCGAGCAGCGAUUAAAGAUAAUGAAGGAUAUCCUGGAAUUGAUAUGAAUUCUAUCAACAGUGCCUAUCUAGCACUCCUUAACGAAUAUAAUAUAGAGACUCGGUAUACCAACUACAAGCAAUAUUUGAAGUCACUUUUGGUCAUGGAAAUUCCUGAGCUACAAUUCGUUAAACAUGGCCCUAAACCAGAUAUUGUUUUCUCAAAAGCAGAUAAGGACAGACUUCUCGCUAAUGUGUAUGUGAACACAAAUCCAGAUGAGGAGAUGAAGGUUCUGAGUAAGGCUUCGCAAAUCAUUAGAAAAGAAAUUGAAAAUGUAGCCCAACACAUCAUAUCUUCCUAUAGGUCAAAGCGUCAGGUCAUGUAUGAAGCCAAAAUUGAGAGCGGUUUUCAAAAGGAUAAAAAGACGCCAUGGAAUGUAGGUUUAGCGUUAACAUCAUAUCAAGCAAACAGAUCACGGUCAGAUGUGGAAACCCUGUACAAUGUAAAAGCAGCCACAACAUAUGAUGAAGUAGAGUGA